Messenger RNA from Peromyscus californicus insignis, 6922 nucleotides. RefSeq names its product dachshund family transcription factor 2 (gene Dach2). The transcript has 14 exons. NCBI's taxonomy places the organism in Eukaryota, Metazoa, Chordata, Mammalia, Rodentia, Cricetidae. The record is from RefSeq and is a predicted model, not a curated record. The coding region runs from base 196 to 2145 and encodes 649 amino acids.
CGAGGCUGCUCACUGUGUGUAGGGUGGUCGAGGAGCUGGAGCCACAGCCAGCCUGCUUCAGACUUGCAAACUGUUCUGAGAGUGGGAACGUGCCUGAGAGAGAGAUAGAGAGUCAGUGAGUGAGUGCGAGGGGACCUACAGGAGUCAGGACGCGCGCGCGAGGGCCCUAAGAACCAGGCUCCAGACAGAGUGACCAUGGCUGUCUCUGCACCUCCGGUGAUCUCUGCAACUUCCAGCAGCGCCGGCGUCCCGGGGGGGUUAUUCCGGGCUGAACCUCUGUAUUCGUCUCCAGGAGAGCCCCCGCGUCUAACCCCUAAUCUGAUCAACAGUUUCAUGGCCAAUAACCACAGCGGCAGUGUCGGGGGUGGCGGGAUUGGUGGUGGCAGCGGUGGCAGCAGCAACACCAACACUAACGAGUGCCGGAUGGUCGACAUGCACGGAGUGAAGGUGGCUUCAUUCCUGAUGGACGGCCAGGAACUGAUCUGCCUGCCGCAAGUCUUUGAUCUUUUCCUCAAGCACCUGGUGGGAGGGUUGCACACUGUGUACACUAAACUGAAGAGACUGGACAUAUCCCCCGUGGUGUGUACUGUGGAGCAAGUUCGAAUCCUUCGCGGGCUGGGGGCCAUCCAGCCAGGGGUGAACCGCUGCAAACUCAUCACCAGGAAAGACUUCGAAACUUUGUUCACCGAUUGCACAAAUGCCAGAAGGAAGAGGCAAAUGACAAGAAAACAAGCUGUUAACAGUUCCAGACCUGGCAGGCCUCCUAAGCGUUCUCUGGGAGUGUUGCAAGACAAUGCCCGCCUUCUGCCCCAUGCAGUUCCAGGCCUCUUAUCACCAGGACUUAUCACUCCAACAGGUAUAACAGCUGCAGCGAUGGCUGAGGCAAUGAAGCUCCAGAAGAUGAAACUUAUGGCAAUGAAUACUCUGCAGGGAAAUGGAAGCCAAAAUGGGGCUGAGUCAGAGCCAGAUGACCUUAAUUCUAACACAGGUGGAAGUGAAUCCUCCUGGGAUAAAGAUAAGAUACAAUCUCCACUUGCUGCUCCUGGACCUCAACAUGGAAUUGCUCAUGCAGCACUGGCUGGCCAGCCCAGCCUUGGGAAUGCUCCUACCCUCAAUCCACUUCAACAGAAUCACCUGCUAAGCAAUCGUCUGGAUCUGCCAUUUAUGAUGAUGCCUCAUCCCCUUCUUCCAGUCAGCUUACCUCCUGCAUCAGUUGCCAUGGCAAUGAAUCAGAUGAAUCAUCUCAAUACUAUUGCCAACAUGGCUGCUGCAGCUCAGAUUCACAGUCCACUCUCCAGAGCUGGUGCCUCUGUUAUAAAGGAGCGGAUCCCAGAGACUCCUUCUCCUGUUCCCUCUCUGGAAGAAAAUCAUCGCCCUGGGAGCCAGACCUCCUCACACCCAAGCAGCAGUGUGUCCAGCUCUCCUUCCCAGAUGGAUCAUCCUUCAGAGAGAAUGGUUAUGAUGCCCAAUAAUAGAGAAGAACUUAUUGUUGAUCAAGAUAAUGGACAAACCAUGAAAAAAUUCCAAAGGGAUAAUAAAGAUAUCCAAUUGUCCCAGCACCAUUUGUUGAACACUUUUCUCCACUGGAUUGAGUUGGCACCAUUAUCAAAAAAAUCACUUCACCAUCAAAAAGAAGUACCAACUCAAAUUCCAAUGAUGAAGUCACCCUUGGACAAGAUCCAGUUGGCUCCUGGACAGGCAUUGUCCCCUGGAUUCCCUGGACCAUUCAUUUUUGCUGAUAGUCUGUCCUCCGUGGAGACUCUGUUGACCAACAUUCAGGGUCUACUGAAAGUGGCUUUGGAUAAUGCUCGCAUCCAGGAGAAGCAGAUUCAGCAAGAAAAGAAGGAACUUCGAAUAGAGCUCUACAGAGAAAGAGAAAUUAGAGAAAAUCUGGAGAGACAACUUGCAGUUGAGCUUCAAAGCAGAAGUACAAUGCAAAAGCGUCUGAAAAAGGAGAAAAAAGCUAAGAGGAAACUUCAGGAAGCCUUGGAAUUUGAAUCAAAACGCCGAGAGCAAGUGGAGCAGGCACUGAAACAAGCUACCGCUAGUGACAGUGGUCUGAGGAUGUUGAAAGAUACUGGAAUUCCAGAUAUUGAAAUAGAAAAUAAUGGGACUCCUCAUGACAGUGCUGCCAUGCAAGCCUGAACACUGAUGCCGGAACUCCAAGUGAUCAAAGACACGGAUAGGGUGCUGUAGCAGUUACCUGCUUACCUAGUGUUGUGAUUCUUUAGAAUUCAUACUCAGAUUCUUUUAAGAUAUGGAACAUUCAAUUACUAUUUGUUCAUAAUUGAUGGAUAGAACAUUGAACACCUAGGAAAAAUGCGCUGGAGAUUGGACUUCCCAAGUUUUUAAGGGGCAAUCAUAAUGACUGAACGUACUACUUUUAUAGUUUCUUUACUCAAUACUUUCAAUGAGCUCAUAGUGCUUCACAAACAUUAUCACGUUUAACCACACAGCAGGUUUGUAGUGGCAUAAGUAGGUGGAACAAUUUUGAAGAUGGAUAAAGUGCUAUUUCUAGAUUGUAUGUGAGAAAAUAAAAUGCAGAAAUACUUACUUUGAGCUGUGCCUAUUAUGGAAUAGCUUUCUAUUUCUCCACUAUGGUAUUUAAUAUAACUUGUAUUAGCAGACAAUUUAUUGGUACAAAUGAUUGAUAUUUGUUCCCAUGGUCUGUGAGCUCACUUUGUAGAAGAAACUGCCUGAUUUGUUCUCUAAGAAAACAUAGAGAGCUUUAAUUUCUUGAUCAUGACAUGACUACAUUUUCCUUUGAACUGAUGGUGGUGGAGCAAGUUAUUUACUCCCUGUCAUAUCCCUUAUCUUUAAAUAAGACAUUGAUAAAAGAUGUUCCCCAGCAUACUAAAUAUGACUCCUUUAUUCUUUUCUUCUUCCUUUAUGUCCCAAACAUUGCUUAUUUCUUAUUAUACUAGCAACAGAAAUAAUUAUAAGAGUAAAAACUACAGACACAGGAAAGGAGAAAAGCAGAUAUGAUGGGUCACUCACCUUAUGAAUAUUUACACUAUUCAACCUCUGGUCUAAGUAUAAUCAGGUAACUAGCAUUUUCAAGAGAUUUAUAAAUGGUUAAUUUGGCCUGAAUUGCUCAGUAUAUGUCCUGAAAUAUUUUUAACAGUUUACUUACUAAAGACAUGGCCACAAAUUUGUGAUAUAUAAUUAUUACCAUUUUCACACUUCCUAAGAAUCUAAUAAUCAGUAUUUGAGUGAUCAAAAACCUUUAAUGACACUUCUCAAGUAUUUCCAUUACACCAGAAAAAUCUUAUUCACUGUGUAGUAUCUGCCCUAGAUUUUGACAAAAAAUGCUACUCAUGCAAAUUGCCAAAUGAGAUUUAAUCCAUUUUCCAUUAAUCACUUCCUUGAAGUAAUAUAUGUAGUUUCUUUUGUACUAACGACCAAACUGAAAUAAAUUUAAAAAUAAUACAUUAAUUCAAAUCAAUAUGAUGUAGUGGUUGUUUCAUAUCCUGAAUAAUUUUUUUCUAAGAUAUAAAUAUUUUGCUUUUGGUGAUGCACACAGGAUCUACUUGUAUACAAUCUAUUAUGUUUCAGCCAACUGCAUCAAAAUAAUACCAAUUUAGAAAUGAUUUUUGAAGAUGAAAUAAAAUAUUUUGGCCAUAUAAAAUAUAUGAUCUGAAUAAAAAUGAUCUAUGGCUAAAGGUACAACAUCCAGAAUUAACUCUUCAUCAUAUAGGCAGAGAACAUGUACUAAAUGAUACAGAAAAUUGAAUAGUAUUUUAAAAUCAGAUCACUUAAAACUACUUUAGGUGAAUGGUAGAAAUCCUCAUGGUUUUUCUUUCUGGCAUUUCCCACUUGUUUGCUCUUGGGUCUUUAUGACACCCAAUGUUAGUUAUUCCUUUCUAUAAACUUUAGAAGUAUAACACAGGAGGCAAAUGUCACAGGUACUGGAUUUGGGACAGUCAAGUGUGGCUCUUGAUGACUCAACCUAUCGUGAGAGGGUGUCCUACAUGGAGAAGACCAUACCAACCGUUCUGUCCCAAGUGAGGCAUUUCAACAAUGAGGGAAGGAUUGCAUAAACCUGUAUUUUUACUUAAAACACUGUUGUAUCUACAUAUAUGUAAUUCCCCAUUUUGCCCACUGGAUAAAUAUUAAAGCAGUAAACUAACUGCCUGCUCUCACCAAGUGUCAAUGUAUAUGUCCCUUAUGAGUUUCAAAGCACCUAACAUUUCUCUGGAGAGGGGUCUUUCAUUGCUUUUCCUAAUCUAUAAUCAUGUUUACACACAGAAUGCAUAUGAGAUCAUCUCUUAUGUUCAGGUGUAAACCCUCUUAAAAACAUGAAGCAGUCAACUCCUAAUUAGCUGUUUCCUAUUCCUAAUGAAGUGAGCAUGGCAGAUUUGGAUUAAAAUUCAGAUGCAGCUCUCUUCUGUUUAUGGUUCCAGAUGUUUUUGUUUUAUCUAGGAGUUUACUUUGACAGCUACUACUAAAUGAUAAAUCACUCAUGUUAUAGUUAAAAUGAAUUUUGAAAUUGAAACGUGGCAAACUUUGAGAUUGUUCCAAGGAACAGUGUUGAUUACCAGGUCAAUACUUGUUCCUUCCUUAUCAUCAGUCUAUAUUGGGAUACUCAAAGAAGUAACAGACAAUGUCUCAAUAUUAUAGAACAUGUUGCACUGUUUGGAUACUGCUAUCCUUAAAAUUUGGAGAAGUUUUCCUAUUGGGAUAUCAACUUAUGGUAUUCUGGGUAAACAAAUUGAUUUAUAUCAUAAUGUAGUCUUCUUGGUAGCCUAGUGUUUCUUUUGAUUUGCAAGCUGAUGUGGAAACUAUUCCUGAUAGGCUUUGUAAGUGGGCACAUUUAAUGAAAGUUGUACACAGAUAUGUUUGCCUCUUGUAACAAAGAUAAGAAUUAAACAUGAUAAAGUGAAAGAUUUUUCAAAAACUGCAUUUUUCCAAAAGACAAACAGUGAUUGUCUUUUCCAUUCAUUGCUGUGUUUAUAUAACUUUUUAGAUGACAUGGUUUGUUUUACCAUUGCUUUAAAAUGUGUAAUGUUCACAAUUUGCACUGCAUGAUUCAAGUUUUAUUAUUAUUGUAUAAAUUUCAAUCCUGGUAAAAAUGACUGACAUUUGAUGUUGAUGACCUUUCCAUUGAUAUUGAGACUAUGCAUACAGAGGAUGAGGUGGAUUGUAGAACUGAGUAAGUAUUUGGUCAAUAUCAUCACGACUUGAACUGUCUGCAAGAUUGGAUUUCAUUACAGUACUCAGACUCUAUCUCAAAAAGACGAGGUUAUACAUUUUUCUGGGGUUAAAGAUUAACCAACAGUUAUUAAAAAUAGGUUUUUAUUUUCUGGUCACUGCAACAUAAAAGUUAAUUCCAUUGUUUUCUUGAGCAAAUUUCUAUUUACCUGCUAAUGAAGACCAACACUCUAGCUUUUCUGAUUAAUGCAGAAUCAAUUAUUUUAUUCUAUUACCUUAUAUCUCCUUGAUUUUUGGUUUAAAAGUAAUUCCUAGGAAAUUAUAUUAAUUUACCUAACAUGAAAUCUUCUACACAGAAAAAAAAUAUUAUAGAGAUUUCACAUACUUUCCUCCUUACAACUCAAAACCUUUUUCCAAUCUGAGAUAUGAUUUUAAAAAGACAAUAUCAGUCAAGUGUGAUCAUGCUUGCUUCCUUCUGCACAAAGAGGGCAAAUUUGAUUCACAACGAUGUAAUUUUAAGUAUUACUUGAGCACAGGGAGUGGAUUUGUGCACAUUUAUGAACACAUUCUUUCCUGCUUCCUCUUCUGCAACCAAAGGAAAAUUUUGUUGAUUUAGCUAGCUAAACAAGCAAGUCAUAAACCAGUACAAUGGAAAAGAGCAAUUUUAAGCUCCAAGAGGCAGACUAGAAUUUCCUUUUCAUUCUCAAUAAUAAACUUUAUCUAUAUCAAUCAAAUGCUACAUAACCAUCAGAUGAUAUGGACUCUAUGUUACAAAUAUUUAAAUGAACAUUGGUUUUACCACUUAGGUUUCAAAUGAUAUAAGAACUAGUCUCUAUAUAGUGUGCACAAUCUUACAGUUAACAUGGGGAAUGAAAAUUCUAAAUGACAAAGCUGUCAUUGUUUUAGAGCCAAACCAGGUAAUGUCUUUCGUUCUGUUUUGGUAAAGCACAGGAGCUUCAAGUGUAACAUUAUGUACAAAAGGAAAAACUAAUAUAGAUCUCUAUAGACAUUAUAAAAUAGUUUAUGAAAAGAGUCUUUAUCAGUUUUUCAUGUCUUCAAUGCUGUAUAAAGAAGAGGAGUUGUAGCAUGAAGUUUACUUGAAGGAUCUUUGAAAUCUGAUGCAUUAACAUAAAGAGAUGCAAAAUUAAAUUUUACCUAUAUUAAAUCAAUCCUGUUACAUCAAAUCAUUUUAGGUUCCUGAAGAUAGAUGUUUUAGUACUUUCAUACCUAUGCUUCAGUAAUGUUCCACAGAAGAAUUAACAUGUUUUCUCUUUUUUAAAGGAGGUAACUAUUACUGUUUAGCAAUGGCACAGCAGUUGUGUUCAGCCUGAAAGGUCCCUGCUGACUUGCAUUAAUGAAUAUGCUUGUGAUUCCAGUAUAUCUCAGAAAAUAUCCAUCAUGGAGUUAUUUCAGUUGUGUUUAUCAAGAAAACUUUGUUUACUGAAUCAUCUUUUCCAUGUUACAUUAAGGAAAAAAGGAACAUGUGCAUAUUUUAAAAGCAGUGAUGUAAACGUUGUCCUUUCAUUAGAUUGACCAGUUUAAGAACAUGAACUAAAUCCUGAUGACUAAAGUAACUUGACCAUACUUGAUGCUUUUUUAUGCUCAUUUCUGCUUGGCUUUUGUCCUUCAAAGAAAAAAAUACAGUAGUAUCUUAGAGACUAGAAACUUAUAUGUAUUGUUUCUUUGUUCUACCAUAUGUUAAGUACACUUUUGUUUAAAAUGUACUUGCUAAACUUCAGUAUAAAUAAAAGCAUUUUGACUUUGUCAGUUA